UUUGAAUAUGCUCCGCUGCGAUCGAACGUUCAAAUGAGAGUAUUUAUAAGAGCGUUUGCCCACGUACCACGAAAUCUCAUAUUCAAUAUACAUUCAAUUAGCGUUAUCGAAACCUCCAAAAGAACGACCCAAGAAAAUGGAAAAUCCCAGGCCUGAGGCAGAGGAAACCGCCACGAAUGCACAUUCCAAAGAACCGAGCGGGGACACGAAGCGGACGAGUUUAGUGUUGGGAUCGGAGUCACGAAACGUGAUUGAGACUCCAUCUCUGGCUGAGACCGAGCCAUCGACGAACCGUACGGCUUCGAGAAAUUCGGUGCAUUGGGGCCCCGAACUGGUGACCGAAUCGUCCGCCAUGUCGCCCCCUCACGGAUCCAAUUCAUACGCUUCUCCUUCCCCUGCGCCCUCCUCGUCUUCAUUUUCCUUCAAGGAUAAGAUGGACAACGUACGGAAUGUCCUCGGUAGGUGGGGAAAGAAGGUUGGGGAAGCCACCAAGAAAGCUGAAGAUCUCGCUGGAAACACUUGGCAACACUUGAAAACCAGCCCUAGUUUUGUUGAUGCUGCUUUGGGAAGAAUUGCACAAGGAACGAAGGUCCUAGCAGAAGGAGGUUAUGAGAAAAUUUUCCGACAAACUUUUGAGACUGUUCCUGAAGAGCAACUUCAAGAUUCAUAUGCAUGUUACCUAUCCACAUCAGCCGGUCCAGUCAUAGGAGUUUUAUAUCUAUCUUCAGCAAAGCUUGCCUUUUGUAGCGAUAAUCCUCUUUCAUAUAAAGUUAAUGGACAAACUGAAUGGAGCUAUUAUGAGGUAGUUAUCCCAUUACAUCAGCUCAAAGCUGUUAAUCCAUCAACAAGCAGAAACAAUCCCGCUGAAAGGUAUAUUCAGGUCAUCUCUAUUGAUAACCAUGAAUUUUGGUUCAUGGGAUUCUUAAGGUACGAUGAUGCUGUGAAAUGCCUACAGGAAGCUAUGCAAGCCAGCAACUCACAAUCUGUAUGAUAGUUUUUACUCUUUUGUACAAUAUAAUGUGCUUUUCAUGUAACUCAAGAGUUGACAGGUUAGACAGCUGUACGUAUCACGUGCUGGUCUCAGAGAAUCUUAGAUCGGGGCACAAUUAAUUGAGAACUCUUGGUAUUCCUUUGAAAUGAAACCAAGUAAUUUUGUACAGUUUA
Juglans regia (Persian walnut) is the source of this 1164-nucleotide messenger RNA. RefSeq names its product GLABRA2 expression modulator-like. The record is from RefSeq and is a predicted model, not a curated record. NCBI's taxonomy places the organism in Eukaryota, Viridiplantae, Streptophyta, Magnoliopsida, Fagales, Juglandaceae. The transcript has 4 exons. The coding region runs from base 137 to 991 and encodes 284 amino acids.